Messenger RNA from Colletotrichum orchidophilum, 1599 nucleotides. RefSeq lists its product as uncharacterized. The coding region runs from base 1 to 1599 and encodes 532 amino acids. The transcript is spliced from 2 exons. Gene Ontology annotation, cellular component: plasma membrane. NCBI's taxonomy places the organism in Eukaryota, Fungi, Ascomycota, Sordariomycetes, Glomerellales, Glomerellaceae. Gene Ontology annotation, biological process: cell division. The record is from RefSeq and is a predicted model, not a curated record.
AUGGUAUCGGGACAUAACGACCCCAAGCUCUUGUACGCCAUCAAUGGCGUCCAAGCCUUCCACAUCUCCAAUGGCAAGGAGGAGUCCCUCACCCCCGCUGGACCCCAGACCUUGUCGUUGUUGAUGGUGCCGACUUCUUCACCCUUCACCGACGCAGACUCCCCCGCCGAGGACUUCUACUUGCACCUCCACCUACCUCCCGAGCUCGAUCUGCCUCUCCCUGCCACAACCCAGAUCUACCACCAGCCACCAACAAGCUACCUGAUUCCAAGAUGGGAUCUUGGCCCAGACAGUGGUGCUUUCACUCGUAUCGAGUUUCCGGAUACCGGAAGCCGGAAAGGACUGCAGGAGGAUGUCGACACCUUCGAAACCAUCCUUGCGCAAUGCACCGCAUUUCUCGAGCGAGCCCCACCGCCGAAGACCUCGUCCAAGUCGUCCAAAUCAGCAGCCGCCGCCUCCGCAUACCCCUACGAUGACCCUGUUACCGACGCUCCCUCUGCCAAGUCCAGAGCAGCCGCCGCCGAUGGCCUCCCCGCCUAUAAUCCGGCCGAUUACCAGCCUGGACAAGGCUACGCCCCGGGAGCUCACAGCUCUCAUCAUAAUGGCGGCCGGAUCGUAUUGAUCGACGAAGAAGAUGGCAGCGUCAUCGGGGAGUUGACCGACAACUACCAAGUUGUAGAGGAGCUGGGCGUCAAGCCCGGAACAAAAGGUAAGUUUGGCGGCAGCUCGGCCGAGCUUGACUCACAUGGCAUGCUAGAUCCGGUGGAGAUUACACUCCCUGCCGACAACAGCCAAGCCAUUACCGUUCAGCCCGUGUCGCAGGAAUACCGCGAGAUGAUCAUGCACCCAGCAUACAAGAAGUCGUUCUUGGUGUCAAACGCCUCAAAAGCAUCUCGGCUCAUCGUGACGUCGUCGGACUUGAUCACAAAGGGUUUGCAGUCCUCGGCCGAUAGUUUCACUAAGAAGACGAAGGCGACGACCGAACCCGUAACGUUCACUCCUGCAGCUCAUGAUCGUGUACGACGCAUCAAUCAAUUCUCCACCAAGGCGGCUGGUUUGUCGGCGACCACAGUGGGUGCAGUUGGCAAAGUUGCCCAAAACUUGGGCGCCACCCUAGCUAGAAAGAAGGAUGGCAGUGGAAGAGGAUACGACAAAGAUGGCAACCCCAUCGAGGGUUACAAGCCUGGCCUGCUGAACAGAAGUUUGAUGGCGUUCAACACCGUUGCGGACGGCAUCGACCAAGCAGGACGCAACCUGUUGACUGGCACCUCGUCUAGCGUAUCACAGAUGGUGGAGCAUCGUUGGGGUUCUGAAGCUGGUCAGGUAUCUAGGAAUAUUGGCGGCGGCUUCAAGAAUGUCGGCUUGGUGUAUAUCGAUGUCACCGGUGUAUCCCGAAGAGCAAUUCUGAAGAGCGUAGCAAAGGGCAUGGUCGUCGGUAAGGUAAAGGGUGGUGGAGAGAUCAUCGUCGGAGGCGGCGAUGGUGGCGCGGUGGGUUAUUUGGAAGACCAGAAAACUCGCAGAGACGACCAGAGCGACACGGCUAGUAUGUAUACGGCGUACGAGGGCAAUGGCAAGCAGCCAGCUGGCAAGAGGCCAUGA